CCCCUCCUUCCGGCUGGAAUCAAGCAGCCUUUUUAUUUUUUUUUUCCCUCACAACACACACCGUCCUCAAAUUACCUUUGUCGUUUCACGAGCUUAUCAUGGCCUCCGACGAACAGCCUGCUGGCGGCUCUCUCGCCGACCGCAUUUCCAAGCCCGAAGAACCUCAGCCUGCAGAGUCCACCGAUACCCCCAAAGAGAUCGAUCAAACGGAUGGAGCGCCCGCCGCCUUGGGUGGCUCCGAUCUUCAGGAACCCGACUACACCGUGGAGGUCAAGCUCAGCGAUCUGCAAGCCGACCCCAACAAUCCUCUGUUCUCAGUCAAGAACUUCGAGGACCUUGGCCUCGAUCCUCGUAUCUUGCAAGGAUUGUCGGCUAUGAACUUCCGCAAACCGUCUAAGAUCCAAGAAAGAGCCCUCCCUCUUCUGCUCGGCAACCCCGCAAAGAACCUGGUCGGCCAGUCCCAGUCGGGUACUGGAAAGACUGCCGCAUUCACGCUCAAUGUCCUCAGCCGCAUCGACCUCAGCACGGAGCAACUGCAGAAGACCCCACAGGCCCUGAUUUUGGCCCCUACGCGCGAGUUGGCGCGUCAGAUCGUGGGUGUCAUCCAGGUCAUGGGUCAAUUCCUCCCGAACCUCCUCAUCGGCACUGCUGUGCCUGCGGAUAGCAAUGCGCGCCCGACCAAAUUGGAGUGCUCCGUUGUUGUUGGUACGCCAGGCACGGUCACGGAUAUGAUCAAGAGACGCACCAUCACGGCCAACAAGCUCAAGGUGCUGGUUCUGGACGAGGCAGAUAACAUGCUUGACCAGCAGGGUCUUGGCGAUCAGUGCAUCCGUGUCAAGGCUUUGUUGCCCAGAGAUAUUCAGGUUGUGCUCUUUUCGGCCACUUUCCCUACGCACGUCCACGAAUACGCUUCCAAGUUCGCCCCCAAUGCGAACGAGAUUACCCUUCAGCAUGAGGAAUUGACCGUCGAGGGUAUCAAGCAAUUGUACCUUGACUGCGCCAACGAGGAAGAGAAGUACCAGACUCUUGUUCAGCUUUACGGUCUUCUCACCGUUGGUUCUUCCAUUAUUUUCGUCAAGACCCGUGCCUCUGCCGUCGAAAUCGAAAGGCGCAUGGUGGCCGAAGGUCACACCGUUGCCUCCCUGACCGGUGGUAUCGAAGGCUCGCAGCGUGAUGCCGUGAUCGACCAGUUCCGUGCGGGACAAGCCAAGGUUUUGAUCACCACCAACGUCCUCGCCAGAGGUAUCGAUGUUUCGACCGUUUCCAUGGUCAUCAACUACGACAUCCCUGAAAUCCACCAGACCAACCCUCGCGCUCCGCGCCAAGCGGACUUCCAGACCUAUCUUCACCGUAUCGGUCGUACCGGUCGGUUCGGUCGUGUGGGUGUCUCGAUCUCGUUCAUCUCCAACCGCGACGAGUGGGAGAUGCUCAACCAGAUCCAGAAGUACUUCAACACCAGCAUCCAGCGGAUUGACACCAAGGAUUGGGACGAGGUGGAGGAUAUCAUCAAGAAGACGCUCAAGAACACCCGUGCCCAGGCCGGCUUCCGGUGAUUGUCCUGCCUCUCCCUUGCUGUUUGA
Messenger RNA from Aspergillus aculeatinus CBS 121060, 1580 nucleotides. It is a transcript of the gene dbp5, whose product is annotated as ATP-dependent RNA helicase DBP5. Gene Ontology annotation, molecular function: RNA helicase activity; ATP binding; RNA binding. The record is from RefSeq and is a predicted model, not a curated record. Lineage: Eukaryota; Fungi; Ascomycota; Eurotiomycetes; Eurotiales; Aspergillaceae. Gene Ontology annotation, biological process: poly(A)+ mRNA export from nucleus. The transcript is spliced from 6 exons. Gene Ontology annotation, cellular component: nucleus; cytoplasmic stress granule. Bases 99 to 1553 code for a protein of 484 amino acids.